AUGCCCGCCGUCAUCGAGCACUCGGUCACCACGGAGGUGCCUGGGCCCAUGUCCAAGGCCUGCGCCAAGAAGCUUGAUACCUUCUUCGACGCCCGCGCCGUUUACUUCGUUGUCGACUACGACAAGAGCUCCGGAAACUACAUCGUCGACGUUGACGGCAACAGAUACCUCGAUGUCUACUCUCAGAUCGCCUCCAUCCCCGUCGGCUACAACAACCCCACUCUCAUCGAGGCCGCCAAGUCGCCCGAGAUGAUCUCCGCCCUUGUCAACAGACCUGCCAUCGGCAACUUCCCCUCUGCAUUCUGGCACGACCUCCUUCAGGAGGGUCUGAUGAAGGCCGCCCCCGAGGGCCACAACCACAUCUUCACCGCCCAGUCCGGCUCUGAGGCCAACGAGCUGGCCUACAAGGCCGCUUUCAUGCUCUACCGCCGCCGCGAGCGUGGUGAGGCCGAGUGGUCCAACGAGGAGAUCCAGUCCUGCCUCCAGAACACCGCCCCUGGAUCCCCCGAGCUCGCCAUCCUCAGCUUCAAGAACUCCUUCCACGGCCGCGGCUUCGGCAGUCUGUCCACCACCCGGUCCAAGGCCGUCCACAAGCUCGACAUCCCCUCCUUCAACUGGCCCCAGGCCUCCUUCCCCGCCCUGAAGUACCCUCUCGAGGAGCACGCCGCCGAGAACGACGCUGAGGAGAAGCGGUGCUUGGAGGAGGUUGAGAAGCUGAUCCAGAACUGGCACUGCCCGGUUGCCGCCGUCAUCGUUGAGCCCAUCCAGUCCGAGGGUGGUGACAACCAUGCUUCCCCGGCCUUCUUCCAGGGUCUCCGUGACAUCACCAAGAAGCACAACGUUGUCAUGAUCGUUGACGAGGUCCAGACUGGCUUCGGUGCCACUGGAAAGUUCUGGGGACACGCUCACUGGAACCUCACCUCGCCUCCCGAUAUCGUCACCUUCUCCAAGAAGGCCCAGACCGCCGGCUACUUCUUCGGCGACCCCAUGUUGGUCCCCGACAAGGCCUACCGUCAGUUCAACACCUGGAUUGGCGAUGCCGCUCGCGUCAUCGUCUGCAAGGCCGUGAUUGACGAGAUCCGCAACAAGAACCUCGUCGAGCAAACUGCUCGCGUUGGAGAUGUCCUUUACUCCGAGAUGGAGAAGCUUGCUCAGAAGUACCCCGAGCACGUCCAGAACUUGCGCGGCAAGGGCCAGGGAACCUACAUUGCUUUCGAUACCCAGAGCGCUGCAGCUGUCACGAGCUCGAUGAAGCGUCUCGGCGUCAACAUCGGUGCCUGCGGCAAGGAGACCAUUAGACUCAGGCCCAUGCUCAUCUUUGAGGAGUCUCACAUUCCCAUCCUCAUUUCGGCGUUUGAGAAGACCUUUUCCUCUUUGUAA
Molecule: messenger RNA, 1380 nt
Organism: Colletotrichum higginsianum IMI 349063
Lineage: Eukaryota; Fungi; Ascomycota; Sordariomycetes; Glomerellales; Glomerellaceae
Product: 4-aminobutyrate aminotransferase
Exons: 7
Coding region: 1-1380 (459 amino acids)
Biological process (GO): GABA catabolic process
Cellular component (GO): mitochondrion
Molecular function (GO): pyridoxal phosphate binding
Source: RefSeq, a predicted model, not a curated record